Messenger RNA from Anopheles marshallii, 3513 nucleotides. RefSeq names its product intraflagellar transport protein 122 homolog (gene Oseg1). Lineage: Eukaryota; Metazoa; Arthropoda; Insecta; Diptera; Culicidae. The transcript is spliced from 7 exons. The coding region runs from base 1 to 3513 and encodes 1170 amino acids. Gene Ontology annotation, biological process: protein localization to cilium; non-motile cilium assembly; intraciliary retrograde transport. Gene Ontology annotation, cellular component: non-motile cilium; intraciliary transport particle A. Gene Ontology annotation, molecular function: protein binding. The record is from RefSeq and is a predicted model, not a curated record.
AUGCGAGCCAUUCCGAAAUGGGUUGAGAAAAUCCACGAUUCCAGCGAAAAGAGCGAUGUCGCUAGUAUCCACUCGAUAUGCUAUCAUCCGGAAGGGCUUCAGCUGGUGGUCGCUGCUGGAGACAAAGUGUUGGUAUACGAUCCUCUCGAUGGUAAUCUGAUUAAUUCACUGAAAGGCCACAAGGACACGGUUUACUGUGUGGCGUACGCAAAGGAUGGCAAAAAGUUUGCUUCGGGAAGUGCGGACAAAACGGUGAUCAUAUGGACGCAGAAGCUGGAAGGACUGUUGAAAUACUCACAUAAUGAUUCGAUCCAAUGUUUAGCGUUCAACCCAAUCUCGCACCAGCUGGCCUCGUGUGCGGUGUCGGAUUUUUCCUUCUGGUCAUCCGAGCAGAAAGCGGUACAAAAGUACAAAUCGAUUGCGCGCAUUAACGCCUGCGCCUGGACGAACGAUGGACAGUACAUUGCGCUCGGACUGGCAAAUGGAACGAUCUCGAUACGCAACAAGGCUGGCGAGGAGAAGAUUAAGAUCGAUCGUCCGGGUGGUGCGAACAGUCCGGUGUUCGGGCUGGCCUGGAACCCCCCGGCAACGUCUGGUUCGUCGGACAUACUAUGUGUGAUUGAUUGGGCCCAGACGUUGUCGUUCUACUCGCUCGGUGGUCAGAUGAUUGGGAAGGAGCGAAACUUUGGCUUUGAUCCGUUGUGUUUAACAUUUUUCCCGAACGGCGAGUUCCUGAUCGUUGCCGGUUGCAACAAGGCUCUUCAACUGUUUACCCGCGAUGGCAUACGUUUGGGUCUGCUUGGGGAACAACACGAUUCCUGGAUUUGGAACGCAGCGGUACAUCCCGCUGGAAACGGUGUGGUUGUUGGCUGUCAGGACGGAACGUUGGGAUGUUACACACUGGCAUUCAACACUGUUCACGCAUUAUAUCGCGAGCGAUACGCUUUCCGCGAGAAUAUGUGCGAUGUAAUCAUUCAGCAUCUCGUGUCGGGCCAGAAGGUUCGCAUCAAGUGCCGCGAUCUGGUGCACAAGAUCGCAAUCUACCGCAACCGACUAGCCGUGCAGCUCCCGGAACGGGUCGUGUUGUACGAGCUGAGCUCAGCCGAAAACCAACCGAUGCACUACAAAGUGAAAGAAAAGAUAGCGAAGAAGUUCGACUGCAGUCUGCUGGUCGUUUGUGCCCAACAUCUGGUGCUGUGCCAGGAGAAGAAACUGCAAAGCCUCGAUUUCAACGGCGUGCUGCAGCGCGAAUGGAUGAUGGACAGCUUUAUACGGUACAUCAAGGUUACGGGCGGUCCAGCCGGUCGGGAAGGAUUGCUAUUGGGAUUGAAAAGUGGUCAGGUUUGGAGGAUCUUUCUCGAUAACUCACUACCAAUCCUGGUCACCACGGUGCUGUCGUCGGUGCGCUGUCUCGAUUUGAACGCGUCGCGCACCAAACUGGCCGUGGUGGAUGACGCCGGACGGUUGGUAGUACGGGAUCUCAUCGCCGACACAAUGCUCUAUCAGGACUCGAGCGUGAAUUCGGUCGCCUGGAACACACACCUUGAGUCGAUGCUAUGCUACUCCCAUACGACUGGUGGAUUAAGCGUUCGUGUCGGAUCUUUGCCUCCGCGCAGCCCACAAACCAUGCUCGGAGUUGUGGUGGGUUUGUGUGGAGCGACUGCCUUCUGUCUGCGUGGUAACGUUAUGAGCAACGUGCCGCUAGCACUCGGCGCUACUAUGUGGCAGUUUGUCGAGGCAGGUUUAUUUGAGGAUGCAUAUCAGGUCGCAUGCUUGGGAGUGCCGCUAUCCGACUGGGAAGGACUUGCGCAAGCCGCAUUGGAUGCUCUAAACUAUCAGGUGGCGCGUGACGCUUAUGUAAAGGUGCGCAAUUUGCCCUGGCUGGAGCUGAUCGGUGAUCUAAAGGAGCGUCAGAAACGUGGCGAAACUUCUAAAGAAGUGUUGCUAGCGGAAACGUAUGCUUUCGCGGGAAAGUACAAAGAUGCGGCCCGAUUGUAUCAGAAAUCGGGCAACAACAGCAAAGCUCUGGCGAUGUACAGCGAUUUGCGGAUGUUCGAUCUUGCCCAGGAGUUCCUGAAGGAAGGAAGUGCCGCCGAUCGGAAGGAGCUGAUCCGUCGACGGGCUGAGUGGGCCUGCUCCGUACAUGAGCCACGAGCCGCGGCAGAGCUCCUGCUAUCAGCCGGCGAACCGGAACGAGCGAUCGAAAUUGUAGCCGAGCAGGGUUGGGCCGAUGUGUUGCUGGAUAUUGGGCGUCGAUUGGCAGCUUCGGAAAAAGCACCCCUUGAGCUGAUCGCUAGCCACCUACGACGGUUGAAAGCGCUACCGCUUGCGGCGGAAAUUUAUCGUAAGCUGGGCGAGGAAGAACAGGUCGUACAGUUGCAUGUAGAAGCGAGAGAUUGGCCGGAAGCGUUUCGUUUGGCCGAACAUCUUCCGAAGGUGUUGCCCUCGAUUCAUUUCCAGCAUGCCCAGUGGCUUGCCGAAUCGGACCAGUUUAUAUCGGCGCACGAAGCUUACAUUUUAGCGGGAAAACCACAUGAAGCUACGAAAUUGCUACGGAAUCUGGUAGAAUGUGCCGUGUCCGAGGAACGUUACCUAGAUGCGGGUUAUUACACGUGGUUAAGAGCAAAACAGGCGCUUAAGCUGCUUGAGGAUGCUAAACAGACGAUGGAUGCGAACGAUUCUGGCGUGACGGACUAUCGAUCAUUAUUGAAGCUGUCAUCGAUCUACUACGCUUACAAUACGAUCAAUUCUUAUCUGAAGGAACCUUUCACGAGUAGCCCUCCACUGACGUUGUUUAACACGAGUCGCUUUGUGGUGAAUCAAAUCAAUGGAACGACACCACCGAAGGGUAUCAGUUUAUUUGCCGUAUACUACACCCUGUCGAAGCAAGCGAAGGUGCUCGGUGCAAAUAAGCUGCAUCUGCAGAUCAACAACAAGCUGCAAUCGUUGAAGAUUCCUGUGGGCAUCCAGGAACAGGUGGACAUAAGCUACAUUAGCAGUCGUGCCUGUCCCGGCGGAUUUAACGACCCGGAGGAACUGUUACCGAUGUGCUACAAGUGUUCGAACUAUAGUCCCCAUUUGCACGGCAAUCGGUGUCCCAACUGUCAGCAGGAGUACGUCUUCUCUUACGUUUCCUUUGAAAUUUUACCGUUGGCGGAGUUCGCACCGGAGGCAGGCAUCAGCGAACUCGAUGCGGAACGGUUACUCUUGGCACCGCCGAAGAGUUCUACCUACGAUCAACAAGAUCGAUUUAUUCAGGAGGAUAUCAUUGACACCUAUCCAUCUACACUCGAUCGCGAAGCGCUGCGAGCGAUCGACCCGAGGGAAGUGAUCAUUGUACGCGGUCCUGCCCCGCUAGCGACGCGAUAUUAUCGAAACUUACUGCCCGAGCUGCAAAUCACCGUCUGUUCCGAAUGCAACCAAGUAUUUCAUUCGGAAGACUUUGAGCUACAGUUUUUGCAGAAGGGUCACUGUCCGUUUUGUCGUUCCACGGAUGAAAGUCUUAUGAACUGA